Dentiscutata heterogama is the source of this 135-nucleotide messenger RNA. The record is from the annotation of a GenBank genome assembly. NCBI's taxonomy places the organism in Eukaryota, Fungi, Glomeromycota, Glomeromycetes, Diversisporales, Gigasporaceae.
GCAAAUGUAAUGCUGGAAUAUGAAUUACAAGAAGCCAAAGAACUUCUUGAAACCAAACUGUCAACUGCUCAGAAUACACUUAAUUACGUGGUAGAAGAUUUGGAAUUUAUGAGAGAACAGAUUACCACAAUGGAA